GUGACCCAAAGGCGGACAACAUGCGCCCACGCGUCCAUGUGAACCAUAUCAAUGCCCCUGCAGAUUCUCAUGGCGUUUUACCCAUUUGACGCAUUUGACGCAAUUUGAGCAUGAGCAGUCGGUAAAACUCAUUUCCCCACCCUCCCCAAAUCACCCCCAUGUUUUUACCAGCCUCACCUGCACUACCUCUGAUCUGCAGGUCAUCCAGCUUUCCGAAUCAUAUAGGACACUUCAAAGCGCUGCAGCACCAUCGCAGCCCAUAGAAUGCUUGGUCACGGCCAGCCUGGCCUUUCCGCCUCAACCAUGCCGCUGGUCAAAGACAAGCCGACUUGGCAGUCCCAGUCUUGAUGGGCGGUGGGGUGGAAUUAAAUCAUCGAAAUGACCGCGAGUUUCGUGCACCAGCGAGCAACUCCAUGAAAUCACCCGAAUCCAAUCUACCUGGUCAUGAUCGUAGAGCCGUCGCUAGCUUCAGGAUUCGGCGCUGGAUAUUUGCCGCCCGUUCCGACCCACCGGGUGGCCAGCUGGGCAAAUUUGUCCCACAUUCGACCUCCGAGCCCUGGCGACAACCGUCUUUGGCCGACCACCCCCGGUCACUAUCGCAAAGCUCCCCACGAACCCAGGAUCGGGACGUAGUCCUGUCGAAUAGGUUACCAGUCCCGACCGACUGGGCCCGUGAAUACCCAUUUUCCCGUUGUGCCCAGGGUUUUAGGAGGCCACCUCGUCAUUGCGAGGUCCUCUACUUACGCAGUGACGGGCGGGUCGUCUUGAAGGGUCUCUCUUGCACUAUUCACCACUCUACGGCUGGGAUACGUCAAGCCGACUAUGAUCUGAACGGGCCUUGGCAGGAAUGGGCCGGCUAGCUCUUCGGAUUGGACAACGGCCGAGGCGUGGGCUUGCUGACCGGAGUCGACCGAGGCAGAUACAGUACUACGCGACAUGACGUUUGAUCGUGACAACCAUGCUUUGAUUGGAUGCAGAAUGAAUCGAAUACCCCUACGUCAUUUCUAGAGAUGAAGGCAUACUGCAAGUGAAUCCGUUCCGACUGGCUAUACAUGUACCGUA
This is a messenger RNA of Aspergillus vadensis CBS 113365, 1062 nucleotides long. RefSeq lists its product as uncharacterized. The coding region runs from base 348 to 860 and encodes 170 amino acids. NCBI's taxonomy places the organism in Eukaryota, Fungi, Ascomycota, Eurotiomycetes, Eurotiales, Aspergillaceae. The transcript has a single exon. The record is from RefSeq and is a predicted model, not a curated record.